UUAGCAUUCUGGAAUUUCUGCCAUCAGUCCUUUCAAGUUCAUCCACCAUGGCCCCUCCUCCUCCUGCAGGUGAAGAAAAGAUCGUGAUCCUUCGUACGACCGGUGGUGAAAUCGCCCCCGCGUCUGCGUUGGCGCCCAAGGUCGGUCCUCUCGGUUUGUCCCCGAAGAAGGUCGGCGAAGACAUCUGCAAGGCCACCCAAGAGUGGAAGGGUUUGAGCGUCACGAUCAAGUUGACCAUCGUGAACCGUGUCGCGACCGUGUCGUUGAUCCCGUCGGCUUCGUCUUUGCUUGUCAAGGCGUUGAAGGAACCUCCUCGUGAUCGCAAGAAGGUCAAGAACAUCAAGCACGAUGGCAACUUGACUUUGGAAACCGUGUUGGACAUUGCCCGCACCAUGCGAUCGCGCUCCAUGGCCCGCACCUUGGCCGGUACCGUCAAGGAAAUGCUCGGCACGGCCAACUCCCUCGGAUGCACCGUGAACGGCGAAUCCCCCACGGAAAUCCAACGACGCAUCACGGAAGGUGAACUUGACAUCCCAGAAAACUAAGCAUGAACAACGAGGGACUCUUCGAUGUCGCCAUCCUCGUCAUCGUCUCGGCCGUGUUCCCGCCGCCGUCGACCCACCACCACCGCCCAUGCCGAUGAAAGUCAAGAAACUUUAAUAUACUCUGAACACUUCUGUGGACACCACAUGUGAUGUUGAGGCAUGCGCUUUGGGGUGUCGGCCGACGGGAACACGACCGCCACGACCACCACCACCACCUUCUUGUGCGGUAUUUGACAGUAUUGCAUGUAUAGACCUUGCGUUGUAUCUGUGUAUGUAUGGGCCAGUGAAAGCACUUCAAACUUUAAUAUACUCUGACACUUUGUGGUGCGGACAAAUCUUAUUUUCCCUUGAGGCCCAUCAACAACACAUCGUUUGAAAUAUAUUUGCAUGUAAAUUUAUAUUAUAUAUAUACAU
Messenger RNA from Aphanomyces astaci, 959 nucleotides. RefSeq lists its product as hypothetical. Gene Ontology annotation, molecular function: large ribosomal subunit rRNA binding; structural constituent of ribosome. Gene Ontology annotation, cellular component: cytosolic large ribosomal subunit; ribosome. NCBI's taxonomy places the organism in Eukaryota, Oomycota, Saprolegniomycetes, Saprolegniales, Verrucalvaceae. The record is from RefSeq and is a predicted model, not a curated record. The transcript has 2 exons. Gene Ontology annotation, biological process: translation. Bases 48 to 545 code for a protein of 165 amino acids.